GAUCGACCACUAGCCGACCAGCUCACCUCACCUCACCCCUCCCCGGUGCGAAAAGGCCACACGACACAUCUCGAUCGAAAAGCUAUGGCGGACUGCCUAAAGCCACACACGGAUGUCGCCCGACGCAGUGGGCAGGUCGACACAGCCAAGAGUUUAAAAGCCACCACCCGGCCGUCCCACGCUUUCCUUUGACCGGCAAAACAAAGCCAAGAAGCAAGCAAGCAAGCAAGAGCACCCACACGAGGAGAAGCCUCUUGCGCCGCGCCGCGCCGUCCCCAAGAAGAAGAAGAAUCCACCAGCCAGCAACAGCAAAGCUACCGUUACUCUACCUCCUGCAGGCUCCUGCGAGAAGGGGCGGCGCCGAUCGAUCCACCCAUCCAUCCAUCCACCGAUCGGCCGGAUGUGGGAAGGCGGCGGCAUCCACGGCAGCCACCACGAGGCGCUCCUGCUGCAGGCCGCCGGAUCAGGAGCGGCCGACUACGGGCACGGCGGCGGCGGCGUCCCGGCUUCGCUCCUGCCGCCGUGGCUCGGCCCGGCCGCCGCGCCGGGCGGGUUCUCCUCCUACGCCAUGGCUCCACACCACGCGCAUCAUCUGCAGCCGGGGCCCUUGGGCGGCGCCGCCGAGAGCUCUUUUGGCUUCGGCGACGGCGGCGGCGGGUACAGCGAAGAAGGCGGGGUGGGGCAAUUCGGGGUGUUCGGCCCGGAGACGCCGCUGCCUCUUCUUCCGCCGCACGGUCUGCAGGCUCUGGCUGCCGGAGGCAGUAGCGGUGGGACGGCGACGGCGCUGAUGCCGCACGGGCCGAGGAUGGUGUCCGGCCUUCUGGGGACCCUGCAGGCGGAGCUGGGGCGGAUGACGGCCAAGGAGAUCAUGGACGCCAAGGCGCUGGCGGCCUCGCGCAGCCACAGCGAGGCCGAGCGCCGCCGCCGCCAGCGGAUCAACAGCCACCUCGCCAGGCUCCGCAGCCUGCUCCCCAACACCACCAAGACGGACAAGGCGUCGCUGCUGGCGGAGGUGAUCGAGCACGUCAAGGAGCUGAAGCGGCAGACGUCGGCGGUGCUCGACGGGGAGGGGGAGGAGGAGGAGGAGCCGGCGGCGGCGCGGCAGCACCUGCUCCUGCCCACGGAGGCGGACGACCUGGCGGUGGACGCCGCGGAGGACGGCGACGGCAGGCUCGUCGUGCGCGCGUCGCUGUGCUGCGAGGACCGCGUGGGGCUCAUCCCCGACAUCGCCCGCGCGCUCGCCGCGCUCCGCCUGCGCGCGCACCGCGCCGAGAUCGCCACGCUCGGCGGCCGCGUCCGCAACGUGCUCCUCAUCACCACCGCCGCCGACGACGACCAGGAGGAGGAGGAGGAGGAGGAGGAAGGAGGAGAGCGCCAAGGCGACAACGACCGCGAAGACUGCGCCGGCGCCUCGUUGUCCAACCACCGGAGGCACGAGCUCGUCGCGUCGAUCCAGGAGGCGCUGCGAGGCGUCAUGGACCGCAAGACGGCGAGCAGCGACACGUCCUCAUCUAGCGGCGGCGGCGGGAGCAUCAAGAGGCAGCGCAUGAACGGUGCGCAUGAGCAAGGUUCGCUUUAGCGUGCUAAAACUAGCUAGUAGCUAGUAGCUAGCUCCAUGCCUCCCUCAAUGCUAGCAUGAAAUAUGCAAGCAUUCUUGCAUGGCUAGCUAGCUUCUGAAACUCAAGUUAAUUAGUAUAGUUAAACCUAUAGUCACUUCAAAAACUUGGAACGAGCUGGCUCUUUUUUUUUUGUUGCUAUGGUAAUGGUGUGUGUGCAUGAGGGAAAGAAAAUGGAAACAUGGACGUGCAAGUGAGCAGAGCUAGGGAGAGUUUUAUGUGUAUCCCCCUUAUACUACUAUCUUUGUGGUGCUUUAGUUUUUACUUAGUUCGCAUAUGUAUGGGGGACUGAGGGGGCAAUUUGAGAGGUUAUUAAACCGCUCGUAAAAUGGAGGUGAUGAUAAGGGUGUACACAUGUAUAAUCUAUUCUGGGUUAAUAUAAUGGAAAUGGAAUUGGUGGGGUUAGUUGCUCA
Molecule: messenger RNA, 2029 nt
Organism: Sorghum bicolor (sorghum)
Lineage: Eukaryota; Viridiplantae; Streptophyta; Magnoliopsida; Poales; Poaceae
Product: transcription factor AIG1
Exons: 2
Coding region: 401-1579 (392 amino acids)
Biological process (GO): regulation of DNA-templated transcription
Molecular function (GO): DNA-binding transcription factor activity; protein dimerization activity
Source: RefSeq, a predicted model, not a curated record